Molecule: messenger RNA, 1623 nt
Organism: Agrilus planipennis (emerald ash borer)
Lineage: Eukaryota; Metazoa; Arthropoda; Insecta; Coleoptera; Buprestidae
Gene: Msh
Product: homeobox protein MSX-2-like
Exons: 3
Coding region: 431-1285 (284 amino acids)
Biological process (GO): regulation of transcription by RNA polymerase II; embryonic morphogenesis
Cellular component (GO): nucleus
Molecular function (GO): DNA-binding transcription factor activity, RNA polymerase II-specific; RNA polymerase II transcription regulatory region sequence-specific DNA binding
Source: RefSeq, a predicted model, not a curated record
CGCACGACCAAAAAAAAAAAAAAAAAAGAAAAACGAAGAACAAGAAGAAAAAAGAGAAAGAUCGCAGUUUCCGUUCUUUUGUUCGUGCUUCUGUUGUACUGUUGUUUGUGACCGAGUUCCUAAUUAGCGUAUCCGUUAAUUGACUCUGCCUUAAGGACUCUCUUCGCAAUCAGUUCAAAACCAGACCUCGAACCAAGAUCCUGUUGAGACCAUGGACGACUUCUAAUUCUUUUUAUCGAACAACUCAACUGUAACAAGAAGAUAGUGAAGGUUUGGUGCGAAUCAAUUGGAUGCAUUUUUGAACUGUGUGCCUUCACUUCAACAAUUCCCAAAACGUGAGUGACGGACGGAUCCAUGGUAUGAAUGAAUUGCUAUCCAGCAACACCAAAUUAUAAAUAUUCUAUUGGAAAAGAGGAAUUUAGUGCUAGCAAUGGAAGAAACAACAAAAUCAGAACCCAAUCUCAAGUCAAAGAUUUCCUUUAGUGUGGAAUCCUUGUUGUCGAACAAUAAUCCUUCGGAAGCGGUGGCUCCUUUCAAUGGCGAGGAUCAAUACCAAAGUGACGAUGAGCACAUCGAAAUCGACGAUGAUCUGAGUGAAGAUUACGGUAGACUUAACGACAGUUUAGAAGAAUCAAAAACAUUUAAAAGUAGUGAUAGUGACAAGGACGAUCUUGAAAGUAGACUCAGUGGAAGUCCAAAUGCUUCCCAUUCAGUUCUCGUUCCUCAGCCUCUUCAUCCAUCCAUACCGUCGUUGCUUAGCACGGGAGGACCUCCUCCGUGGAGUUUUCCCUGGCUAAGCCAGCAAUCGCAACUUUUUAGAACAGGACUUCCCCAAAACAGUUUAUCCAGUUCGUCUCCUAACAAUCCUGGAGGACCGCCGGUAGUGAGAUGCACUCUACGAAAACAUAAACCUAAUCGAAAACCACGAACACCUUUUACAACUCAACAGUUGAUGGCACUGGAAAAAAAGUUUAGAGACAAGCAAUACCUUAGUAUUGCAGAGAGAGCAGAAUUCUCCAAUUCGCUGAGACUUACCGAAACUCAGGUGAAAAUUUGGUUUCAAAAUAGGAGAGCGAAAGCAAAAAGGCUACAGGAGGCCGAACUAGAGAAAUUGAGAAUAGCCGCUAGACCUUUGCUGCCCCCUACGUUCGGUUUGUUCCCGGGUCCUUCGGGACAAAUAAUGUCACCUUUCUUGGCUGCCAUGGCAGCUAGACCGCCAAACUUUACUCUCUUCCCAACGUCUCAAAGUCAGCUAUUGCAAAAUAUACCGCAGUCAAUAAUAUAAACUGUAGCAGGACAUUAACGAAAUUUGUCAAGAUCCUUGUUUAAAUAAGCAAAGGAUAACGACUUUUAAUACCCACUAAUAGGGUGUUUAAACGCCAAAAAUCUCCUUUAAAGUGUGCCAGCCUAAUAAAGGACAACAUUAAAAUUUGACUGCGACAUUAUUGUGUUCCAGUCGUGGACUAAUACGCGAGGACUUCAAAUCUUCUCUUUACGAUGUUGUUAAAACUUAAUGACAAAAUAACUUACUUUGAAGUUAUUUUAAAUGUGCAAUAACAUGUAUGAUACAAACAUCAAAGACACUUUAAUAAAGACUGAUAUACAUAUUUGUACAUAUAAAUG